Messenger RNA from Moneuplotes crassus, 757 nucleotides. The record is from the annotation of a GenBank genome assembly. Lineage: Eukaryota; Ciliophora; Spirotrichea; Euplotida; Euplotidae.
GGAAAUAAUUUUAACUACAAUUAUCAAGGAGAACCUGAAAAGCCUACUAAGUUUAUGAACAAGACUGAAACUGCUGGGUUCAAUAAGGUCAAAGCCUCUGAGGCUACUAAGAAACAGAUCAGGAAUCAGAUGCUUGAUUUAGACCUGAUAAAGUUACCUUCUAUAGGAAACGAAUACGCUCAUGCCACUAAACCUCACAUAAAGUUACAAAAUAUUGGCACUUGUGAUACUGGUAAGAAUAGUAUCCCCAGUCAUCAGAUAAUUCAGCCAGCAGCUAGAGUACCUGCUGGUGUAAAUCUUCAAUCAAAGGAUGAUUAUAAGCAAUACUUUAACCCAAUGUUGAACAAGACUCGGAUUGAUAACCUACCUCCUCUUCAGGAGAUGUCAGUCCUUGACCAGAGUUAUGAAUCGAAGCGAAAGCAAACUGCUAAUCAGCAACUUAGAUCUCGUAGUAAGAACUAUUAUAACCUGGAGAAUUGCAAUUACCCAAGUGGGACUAUGAAUGAGUGUAAAGCUAGUAAUAACAAGCUUGAAGAGAGCAAGAGUAAUAUGCCAAAGCCAUACAAGUCUCCUACGCGAGAACAUAAAAGAUUACAGUCCAACAACACUGCUAUCCCCAUAGGGGAUAGGGAGGUCGUUGUUGACACCUCUAUCAGUGUUGUCUCCAGCAUUGGAGGAUCUGGCAAGGAAAUUCUUAUAAACACAGCCAACACUGCCAUGAAAUCAAGUGACAAUUGUGUUUAAAAAUUUGAAUUUG